AUGGUUGUCGAUACGACUUAUUACGACGCCCUACAGGUGCCGCCGACAGCGAGCGAGCUCGAAAUCAAGAAGGCGUACCGCAAACUCGCUAUCAAACUUCACCCUGAUAAGAAUCCAGGCGACGAGACGGCGCACGAGAAGUUCCAAGCUAUUGGCGAGGCAUACCAGGUGCUCAGCGACGAGUCGCUGAGGAAACAGUAUGAUCAGUAUGGAAAGGAAGGCGCUAUUCCGAGCAGCGGGUUCGAGGACCCCGCCGAGUUCUUCUCCAUGAUCUUUGGCGGCGAUGCGUUCGUUGACUGGAUUGGCGAAAUCUCGCUAAUGAAGGACCUCACCAAGACCAUGGAGAUCUCCAUGCGCGAAAUGGAGGAGGAAGAGGCCGCCAAACCUGAAGCCUCGAGCUCAGCUGCCACAGAACAGACGACCGGUACGACAACCCCCGCAGAACCGACAAGCGCAGCCAAAGCCAAAGAAGCCGAGGCCGCCGCUGAAGCCGCAAAGGGCCAGGAAGGAGCGCCACCUCCAGCAUACGGAGCUCCACCGCCUCCCUAUGUCGAGACGCCCGCCGACUCCUCCGCUGCACCCUCACAUACGCCGUCUAUGUCGGGGACUAGCACUCCCCGGUCAGGCCGCGGCAUACCGAUUCGGCCUGCUAUCAUGAACAAGUCGGAGGAGGAAGCGCGGUUGGAGGCGGCAGGUGUAACGGAUGCGGAGAAAGAGCUGCGGGAGAAGCAGAAAAAGAAGGGUGGCUUGACCAAGGAGCAGCGUGAAGAGCUCGCCGCAUACGAGCUCGAACGCAAGAAGAUCCGGGACGAGCGCGUCCAGACUCUCGCAAAGAAGCUCAUCGAUCGCAUUUCAAUAUGGACCGAGACAGACAAGGGCCCGGAUGUUACACAGGCAUUCAAAGAGAAGACCCAGCUCGAGAUUGAAAACCUCAAGAUGGAAAGCUUCGGGCUGGAAAUCCUACACGCGAUCGGCACCACGUACCUCCAAAAAUCCACCUCCUUCAUCAAGUCCCAGAAAUUCCUCGGCAUCUCAGGCUUCUUCUCGCGAGUCAAGGAUAAAGGCACGCUCGUCAAGGAUACAUGGAACACCAUGUCCGCUGCCAUCGACGCACAGCUCACGAUGGAGGAAAUGGCCAAACUAGAAGAGAGGGGCGGCGAAGACUGGACAGACGAGAAGAAAGCCGAGUACGAGAAGAAAGUCACAGGGAAGAUCCUCAUGGCUGCUUGGCGAGGUAGCAAGUUCGAGAUCCAGAGCGUGCUGCGCGAUGUCUGCGACGUGGUGCUCAACGACAAGAAGGUGAAGCUGGAGAAGCGGAUAGAGCGCGCACAGGCACUAGUCCUGAUGGGCGAGAUGUUCCAGAAGGCGGAGCGCGACCCCGAAGAAGAAGGCGACUUUAUGGCCUUCGAGCAGCUCAUGGCUGAGGCCGCGGCGAAGAAAGAAGAAUCUAAACGCGACCACAAGCACGACAAGAAGAAGAACAAGGAAAAGGAGAAGGCAUGAGUUCACUUCUCCCCUGAACCCUUGCCUUGCAUCUCCUCUCCUAACGAGCAUCUCUUAUCUUUCAUGAUAUCCAUAGAUUCUUCAUUCCGGCAGCGUGGGAUCGAGCGGGGACGUUGCUAAUGAUGUUUUUGAGAGCAGAUUGAUUCUGGCAUGGGAGAUUCGGAUAUGGAAGAUUGA
This is a messenger RNA of Trematosphaeria pertusa, 1680 nucleotides long. RefSeq names its product DnaJ domain protein. The coding region runs from base 1 to 1503 and encodes 500 amino acids. The record is from RefSeq and is a predicted model, not a curated record. The transcript is spliced from 6 exons. NCBI's taxonomy places the organism in Eukaryota, Fungi, Ascomycota, Dothideomycetes, Pleosporales, Trematosphaeriaceae. Gene Ontology annotation, cellular component: cytosol. Gene Ontology annotation, biological process: protein import into peroxisome matrix.